AUGGAAUUAAUUAAAUGUUUAAUAUCGAUUUUGAUCGAAAUUCUUGCAUCGAUCAUAUCAGUUGUGAAACAUUAUAUAUUUUCAACAACAGAAAAAAAUAUCAGAAAUGAAAUUAUACUUAUAACAGGCACAGCUCGUGGAUUAGGUCAAAAAUUAGCUGUUUUAUUUGCUCAACGUGGUGCAAUUGUGAUAUUAUGUGAUAUUAAUGAAGAAGGAAACAAGGAAACGGUUCAAUUGAUGAAUGAUGCUUCUAUACCGUUACAUCGAGUGUAUUCCUACACAUGCGAUAUUGGAAUUCAGACUGAUGUUGGAGAAGUGACAAUGAUUGUCAAUAACGCUGCUGUUUUAUCGUCGAAAUUGUUAUUAGAAGCAAGUGAAACGGAAUUUAUGAGAACAAUGGAGGUGAAUUUAUUUGCAUCAUAUUGGUUGAUUCGAGAAAUAUUGCCGUCAAUGAUGAAAAAAAAUCAUGGUCAUAUUAUCCAAAUGUUGGGAACCACAGCUUUAUUUGGUUAUGGUCAUUUUAGUGAUAUAUGCACGGCUAAAUUUGGUGUCACAGGGUUAAUGGAGAGUCUUGAUCAUGAACUAUCACUAGGUCGCUAUGAUGGUAUCUAUACAACAGUGUCUUGUCCUCAUUAUAUAUCAACGCAAUUAUUUCAACAAGCAAAAACUCGACUCAAUCCGUUACUACCGCCAUUGACACUUGACUAUGCUGCGAAAAAGAUCGUACAUGGAGUAUUAGUCAAUAAAAAAUUUGUUUGUGUUCCAAGAUUUUAUUAUUUAAUACCAUUAAUCAAAGGUAUCCUUCCAUCAAAAGCAUUUUUAGUUCUUCUAAAUACAUUCGUUAAUCCCAAAAUUCCUGUUUUUGUUCGUCGUCCACUGCCAAAACCAGUCGCUCUUCUUACCGCGACAAAUCGUAAACGAAAUCAUUUUAGUGCAUGUGAAUAA
Molecule: messenger RNA, 945 nt
Organism: Didymodactylos carnosus
Lineage: Eukaryota; Metazoa; Rotifera; Eurotatoria; Philodinida; Philodinidae
Source: the annotation of a GenBank genome assembly